This is a messenger RNA of Cydia amplana, 3526 nucleotides long. RefSeq names its product ubiquitin-protein ligase E3B. The record is from RefSeq and is a predicted model, not a curated record. NCBI's taxonomy places the organism in Eukaryota, Metazoa, Arthropoda, Insecta, Lepidoptera, Tortricidae. Gene Ontology annotation, molecular function: protein binding; ubiquitin protein ligase activity. The coding region runs from base 246 to 3479 and encodes 1077 amino acids. The transcript has 20 exons. Gene Ontology annotation, biological process: protein polyubiquitination; ubiquitin-dependent protein catabolic process.
UCUCUCCGGUCGUAGAGUCGCAGAGGGAUUUAUUGUUGUAAUUUUUAUAAAAUUAAUGUAUCUCCAAUCAAUGAUGCAUUAAGAGAGUGCAAUAUUACAAAUACGGAGUAAACCUUUCGUGAAAAUGUUAUAUUUACCCGGAUAACUCGUAGAGCUUGAGGUCGGGCGAUAUGUCCUGACAACUACUAGGCUAAGGGAGUAUACAAUAAUAACAAAGCAGUAUAUCGUGUACUAAUCGGUCGAAGAUGUUUUCUAAAUCGAUGACGAGUAAGGAUACGUUUCUGGAGCAGACGAAGGCCGCUCGAGAGGAGCGGGCACUCGAGAAGAAACGUGAACAAUCAGCUGUGAAAAUACAGGCGUAUAUAAGAGGAUGGCUGGCUAGGCGAAAAUUCUUACGAAUGAUAUUGGAUGAAUUUGACCAUCUCCUUCCGGACCCACCAAUCACACAAGAUGAGAUUCCCCAGGCUCUUGAGCUGGUUCCAGCUCUGGAGGUCUACAAAGCAGCUAGUCAACUGUUUUUGGUAUUCAAGAAAGAAAGGGACAGAAGGAGAUUUGAGAAGCUAUGCAAAUACAUAGUGCAGAGUCUUCACUCAGAGUCGGUGAAGAUGUCUUAUGUUGGAGUGUUUCUGAAUAAAGAGUACAGUUUGCGAUGGAUAGCCCACAUCAAAGACCUGCUUUUCAAAUGCUGCACAUACCUCGAGGAGCUAAAACCAGAGUCCCCCGUAGAAAUGCAGAGCAUCCUUAUCUUCCUGCACACAUUGGUCGCCUUCACAGCUACCAACACUUGGGCGAUCACCCGGAUGAAGAAUUUUGAGAAACUCCGGGGAGGAAUGAAUCAGUUAUGUGCCAAUGUUAUGGGCUCCCUGUUCCAUAAGGGAUAUUACUUAACUUUGAAGUCACUUCUCCUCCGAGGGCUGUGUCGUGAGAAAGUAUGCCUCAAGAACGUCGCCUUGACAGCCGUGGUAACGCUUUCGCUUCGGCCGCUCGUCUCCGCUCAGUUCUCAGAGAAGCUGCUCACUAUGUACAUCAUACAGAUAUUGUCUGUGCCAACGCUGGUGUUCCACAUGCAGCAGAUCUCGCCUGAAUCCAUCACGGCAUUCCGUACGCACGCUAUGUUCGACAAAUGUCUGGAGUUCCUCAGCACGGAUCAGAACAUGCGGAUAGUAUUCAAUACGCUUGAAGGGAACUACGCGCUGUGUCUGCUUGCUAACUUGGUUCAGUUGGCGCAUUUAGAGCGCGAGCAUGCUAUGGGGGAGAGCUAUUAUCCUACUUUUGUGCUAGUAGUAACCCGAUUCCUGGACUCGUGCCAGCAAUACGUGGUCUGCAAGAAGGGCAACCUGAGCAACUGGCAUCCGGUCCUCGGCUGGUUCUCCCAGAGCUUCGACGCGUAUCUCCCGCCCACUAUGGGGAACCUUCGCACGCAGCUCUCCCUCCUAUGGGGAGCUCCGUUGCUGAAGAAGAUGCUGUCAUCUCCGCUGAAAGAGAUGGUAGAGGCGGGUGUGAGCGGGGAGGAAGGUGCGGGGCCGUCGCAACCGUCCACGCCGGUGCAGAGCAAUAACCCCGCCGCUAUUAUAAGGAGGGCUUUUGAGGCUAGAACUAAUAGGGCUAAUGCAAAUAAAAACUACAGGAAACUAGGAUCUCCAGAUUGUACCAAAGCUGCGUUAAUAUGCUCGAUGUAUCACACGGCAUUGCAGACUAUGACGCAGGUUAAACUAGAUAUAUUAACAGGUCUUUGCAAUCAAGACGAAAUAUUAUAUUCUCUGUGGCAAUUCCUUUGCACGCUGGGACCAAACUGUGGACUGAAAUCAUUUCUCGAUCUCUUAGCUGUAAAUACGAAAACGUCGGCGCCCGAGUUUCAGAUGUUGAUACUCUUCGCGGAUUGUAUGACGCAUUAUGUUACGAUUUUAGAUGAUAUGGAAAUGUAUGAGCAACAAGAGCCGUUCAAGCUGCAAGACUUUAUAAACAUGUCACAGUUUCUAAACAUGUUCGUCUAUAAGUCUAUUAUGAAUCAACUGUUUGAUCUGAAAAACAUCCAAAGCAACGAACUCUUCGCUUCACUACACACACUAUUACUGGUUCUGUACCGACGCGACUGCCGGCGCUCCUACACGCCCGACAACCACUGGCUGGUCCGAGAGAUCCGCGAGGGGCAGUUCAUGGCCGAUCUGGAAAAGGGCAAGAAACCGCAACAGGUGCUGGUGCAAAAGACUCCGCAUAUGAUAGCGCAUGGCGAAAGAGUCAGGCUGUUCAGACGCGCUGUGGCAGACGAAAAGGUGGUGCUAGGCCUAACAGAACGCGCUUGCGGCGGCCGCUCGACUUUGGUAACAGUUCGUCGAGCGCGCCUCGUAGAAGACGGCUAUAGACAACUGGCAGCACUGCCUAGUCGUGCCCUUAAGGGGGUUGUGCGAGUACGCUUCAUAAACGAGCAAGGACUUGAUGAAGCUGGUAUCGAUCAGGAUGGCGUUUUUAAAGAAUUCUUGGAGGAGACAAUAAAGCGCGUGUUCGAUCCGUCUCUGAAUCUGUUCAGAGUGACGAGUGAGGAACGCCUUUACCCAUCGCCUACUUCUUGUCUCCAGGACAACCACCUGCAACUCUUCGAGUUUAUAGGCCGUAUGCUGGGAAAGGCCGUUUACGAGGGUAUCGUAGUUGAUGUGCCUUUCGCUUCGUUCUUCCUGAGUCAAGUCCUAGGGCAGACCAGCCAAGCCCUGUACAGUUGGAUCGAUGAACUACCUUCCCUCGACCGGGACUUGUACCGGAGCCUUACAUACAUCAAACAUUUCCAGGGAGACAUUUCAACGUUAGAGCUGACAUUUUCCGUGGACGAGGAGCGAUUAGGCGAGAUCGUGACGCAUGAGCUCGUGCCCGGCGGGAAAGCCAUUCCUGUAACUAAUGAAAACAAGAUCAAUUACAUACAUCUAAUGGCGCAUUUCCGAAUGCAUACGCAAAUCAAAGAUCAAACUAACGCUUUCAUCAAGGGCUUCAGGACCAUCAUAAAUCCGGAAUGGUUGUCACUGUUUUCAACUCCAGAGCUCCAACGUCUAAUAAGCGGCGACAACGUCCCCCUAGACCUGCGCGACUUACGACGCCACACACAAUACUACGGCGGCUUCCACGACUCGCACCGCGUGGUGUGUUGGCUGUGGGACGUUCUACAGCGAGACUUCACCGAGAACGAGCGCGCCAUGUUUCUUAAGUUCGUGACGUCAUGCUCCAAGCCUCCAGUGCUCGGGUUCGCGCACCUCAAACCACCAUUCUCUAUUCGGUGCGUCGAGGUCGGGGAUGACGAAGACACUGGUGACACAAUAGGCAGCGUAAUCCGCGGUUUCUUCACGAUCCGCAAGAAGGACCCGCUGAACCGUCUGCCCACUUCAUCCACCUGCUUCAACCUCCUCAAACUGCCCAACUACCAGAAGCGGAGUACGCUGCGCGACAAACUGCGUUACGCUGUCAAUAGUAACACCGGGUUCGAACUUUCCUAAAUGUGACAAGUUAGUUUCAAUGAAGCACUGCGUGUUGAGGUAACUCG